Messenger RNA from Tetrahymena thermophila SB210, 4506 nucleotides. RefSeq names its product calpain family cysteine protease. Gene Ontology annotation, cellular component: membrane. The record is from RefSeq and is a predicted model, not a curated record. Gene Ontology annotation, molecular function: calcium ion binding; protein binding. The transcript is spliced from 2 exons. NCBI's taxonomy places the organism in Eukaryota, Ciliophora, Oligohymenophorea, Hymenostomatida, Tetrahymenidae.
AUGUCGUUUGAAAGUAGAACUUAGCUAUAAAUAUUAAGAUCACUAAAUUUUCCAACGAACAUAACAGACAUCGUUAUAGACAAUAAUGAAUUAAGAGUUUAUGCUGUAGGUGUAGGAGGUUUUAUAGUAGCAUAUGAUAUACAAAAUAAAUCAAAUAUUUAAUAAGUAGGCAUUCUUAAUACUUAAUCAGUAACAGCUCACUCUGUUUUUGUUUCCCCUGAUGAUAAUUGGCUUUUUAUAGCAAAUGAUUAAAAAGGCCUUUUCAUCUUAAAGAUCAUUAUUAAUUAAUAGCAAAAUCCUUCUUAAAUUUAAAAAUAAGACUAAUACUAAUUGAAUUUUCACUUAAAAGCGUACGGAUUAAGUUAUUGGAAGAUAGUAGAUGUGGUUAUUACUGAUUCUAUGGAUUAUAUUUAUUGUAUAGAUAACUGGUAUGGAAUUUUUAUUUAUGAAUUUUCUAAUUUAGUCAAUUCUGUUUCCUCAGAAAUACCUUAGGAAAUUUAAUUCAUAAAUAUUUGGCCCUUUACCAAAAUAAAUCCUUCAACUUACUGCUUAACUCUUUUGUAAAAUAGCAGAUAUUUGGCAGUUGGUGUUAGGUCUUAAGGUGUUUUUAUAUUUGACAUCUAAAAUAAAAUGUUACCAGUUAUAUACCAACAAAUUUCUGUUUAAUAAAACUCAUUCUCAAUUGCUGUUUCGAAGGAUGAAAAUUAUUUAUACUACUCAAAUGCAAAUUCCCUUUUGGUAUUUGAGAAAGUUAAACCAAAUUUAAAUCUGAAUUUCCCAAAUUUAUUUAAUGUUCAGUAAUCUCUUUUUAUUUAAAUAUCAUCAGCAUACUACAAAUGGCGAUGUUACUGUAAAGAUUUCGAUGGUUAAAGCUAUUUUUUUGGAGCUUUUGACUAAGAAGGAUUAUUUAUAUACAAUGUCACAGAUCCAUACAAUUUCAAGCCAAUUUAUAAAAAUAAAUUUAAUAACUCAUUAGUUGAUUCUAUAGCGUUUGCUAGCAAUUUCAAAUACAUGCUGCUUCCAAUAUAAGAAAAUAACACUUCAAUUAUUGCUUAUGAUAUUUCUGUUUUAGAUAACCCAUAAGAAGCUUUUAGAUUGACAAUGGAUCAAUUAAAUCAUGAUGAGGAUAUUUUUAUAACUAAAGAUGAAACUUUAAUUGCAUUGAGCUUUGACGAUGGAGUACUUCUGAUAUAGUAUGAUUUAUCAGAACUUCAGCUUCUCGAUUAUUGGAAAAAAUUUGGUUAUAUGAUUGGAGAGAAUGCUGGUGUUAUGAUAACAAAUGAUAAUUAAUUUCUUAUAGGCUGCGUAAGAGGAUAUGGUUACUAUGUUUUGAGCAUUCAUUUAUAAAAUAAAUAAAAUGUAUUAGUGUGGGAAUACACUUUACAAACUUUUGGUGGAGAAGGAAUAAUUCCUUCUAAGUAUUACAACAACUAUGCGUAUAUCUAUGAUGGAUUUAGAGGAGUAGGAGUAAUUGACACAACUGCUCUACCAAUAAUUAAAGUCAUUAGCAGAGUUUAGUUGUAGGGGUGGUCUAAUCUAAUUGUACCUAUUUUAAAUGAAGAUUUCUUAUUAGUAGCAUAAAUUGAAUCUGGAAUGAUUUCAUUGAUUGACUCAAAGAAUAAAACUAAUAUGAUUCUUAUAUCUUAGCUUUAGUAUCAAAGUUAAACAGCACAAUCUCUAUGUACCACUGAAGAUUAUUCAUAUUUAUUUGUGAACAAUAACCUUGGCACUUUGGUAAUUCCUCUAUAAAGUUAAAUAAUUAUUCAUACUUAGUUUUAGCAAAUUACUAAAGAUUAAAAUGGGGUUAACACUUAUUAAUAACUCGAAAGCAAUUCAUUUUAUGUAGGUUAAUUUAUAUAAAUGAGCUUCCUUAUUUUAUUUCCUAAAGAAGGCACUUAAAUAAUAGGAUUUUAAUAUUAUCAGAACGAAUUGAUUUACGAUACGCCUUAAUGGAUAUCAUUUGACAUUUUAAGCUAGUAAAUUACAUUAGCAUUAGAUAAAUAAGCAUUAGGAGCGUUGCAUCAAAAUAAAAAUGUCAAUAUAAUCUUGCUUAAAUUGGCUAUUCCUCUUCAAAAAUCUUCAUUUAUAUUCAAUUUAGAUGAUGGGUCAUCUACAUCUUUAGAAGACUCAUCCACUAUAUAUAGUAUAUUAAAGCAGCAAUAACUUAUUACAAAUGAUAAUUUUGUUUCAGAUAACUUUGAUUAUACUAUGGAUUUACAGAUUAGCUUGAAUGGCAUCCUCUUAUCUGAUAAACUGUAGAAAGCAAUAAGGCUUUAACUGUAAAAUAGUAUAUAUAUAAAUUAAAUAUAGUUUUUUGUGUCUUCUUCGCUUAUAUUAGAUCUAGAAGAUUCAAUUUAACCCAUUAAAUCUCUUAGCCAAUAGCUAGAAAUUGUGUUUUCAGUAGAUUCAGGACAGGGAAAGUUUAUUUUAAAUAAUUAUGAAGGAGUGAUAGCUUCAUUUUCUUAAAAUUAGGAAUAACUACAAAUAUAAGGAUCAUUAGGUAGUAUCAACAAGCUUUUAUUGAGCAAAAUUAUAUUCUUUUCAUAAAAAGAUAUGAAUGGAAUAGAUGUUAGUAUUUAAAUUUUAGAUUCUUUAAAUUAUCCCAUAACUUAAGUUGUUAAAGCAGCAAAAUGUAAGGUACUAAAAUAAAAAUACUAAAUUAGAAAUAAUUAAUAGGAUGGUCUAUAAGCUCAGUUUAAUAAAAAAUAUUCAGAUGGAAUAAUUAACAUUUCAGAACUUUUUUAAAUUGAUUUCUCGUCUGAUACCUUUAUAGAUUAAGAUUCUACUUCAAUUACUUAUGAUGGUUUUAUUGUUAGCGAAAGUGGUGUCUAAAAUUAAAUAUAGUUUUCAACAUGGAUUUAAUUUAAAGAAAAUAGUGGAUAAAUUUCUAUAUAAGGAACUCCUGGUUCUUCACUUUUAUAUUAAAAAUUUAGGAUAAGAAUAAUAGCUGAUGAUGGAUACACUUAAGCAACUGAUGAAUUUGUUAUUAAAAUUUACGGUAUUCCAUUUACAAUAGUGAUAAGUAUCCUUAUUUAAAUUUUAGGACCUUUAGUUGCAAUUAUAAAAAUAUAUACUUAUAGGUUUUUUAUACUCAACUUUUUCUACAAAAAUAAAGUGACUUUUUCAAAUGAAACAGUGAAAUGUGGUGAGAUUUAUAGCAAAAGAUUCAUAAUUAUGGGGGAUAAUAUGGCCAAGUGCUUAAAUUUAUUUAAAGGGUUUAUUAUUUAAUACAACAAAAUCGCUAAACCAAACUAAGGGAUAUAGAAGUUAAACUAAUAGCGAAGUUCUAAUUCUGAAAGUUUUAUUUCAAUUACUAAGUAAAAUAAAAUGAUAGAUGCUGAAAAAGAAUAUGAUGAUAAUUAAUAACACUAAUAAUAACAUUUAUCAUAAAAUUAAUUAAAAUAGGAUAAUCUACUUUUAAAAAUUCAGAGAAUUUUAAAUCAAGAAAAUAAUAAAACUAAGCAAAUACAAAAAAUUUAAUCAUAGUAAAUAAUAGAAAAAUAAUUUUCUAAAUUAGAUUCUAAAUUCAUAGACGCAAUAGAUGGUAGCAUAAAAUGUUAAAUUAUUAUUAGUUAUAUUAAAUAAUCAAAUCCAUAAUUCAGUAUUUCUGGAAAAGAUUACUCGAUUAAGUCUUUUGAUUUAGAUUUUAAGAAUAAAAAUUCAUUUAUUUAUAAAGGAAUAGAAGCAUUGUCAGCUCGUUUCUUUUUGAAAAAAGAUAACUUAUCACAUUUAGUAUACUAACAUCUGAAAAGAUAAUCGCUAAAAUAGGGCAAUUACAAUUUUAAUGACUGGUAUAAAUAAUAUGUAUAAAUUUAGUAUGAUGAUAAUAAUAAAGAUUGCUUUGGAAAAUAAAUUCCAUUUCCUAAUCUUACUUUAAAAACAACAGCUAUUGAUUAUGUUUUAUAAUCAAUUUAAAAAAACAUAAAUUCUAACAAUAGUAAAUAAUAUGGCAUAAAUUUAAGAUUAAUAUAGUCAGUUUUGUUUGCUGAUACACUUGGACUUGUAGGGUUUCUACCUUAAAAAUUAUCUCCAUGUAUAGGAGAAUCUAUACAUCUACAUUCUUACUAAAUCCAUGGGAUAUAAGCUUACUAAGAAAUCCUACAUGGUCGCUGUUUAAAUUUAAAGAAACUGUUAAAAAUAAACUAUAAUUAAUAUGGAACUUCUAAAAAUAGAAGUCUUCCGAACUGGCUAGAAAUGGAGCAUAAAAGCAAUACUAUUGAACUAAUUGGUAUGCCUAUGUCCUAAGACACUGAAGAUAUCCAAAUAAGAGUUACAGAUUCAAAUAAUUUUGUCAUUAAACAAUUUACUCUAUCUAUAAUAUAAUCUGAUUCUUUGAUUUAAAGUAAAUAAACUAAUGAUUUAGAUACAACACUUAAUAGGUAAGAUACUCCAAACAUAAAUAAACCAGAAUAUCUCGAUAUCCCUACUAGGUACUAUAGCAGAAGUUUUACAAAAAAAUAAUAUGUAAACAACAAGAGAAGCUAAAAAAAGUAUAUUUUGUUUUGA